UGUGCUAUAUUUAGAAAUACCAACAUUUUUAUUUCAGGAUUAUGCAAAAGCCGUUAUUUGUAUUUGCUUUGCAACUUUGCUAAUGAUUGGACAUGGUAACACUACAACAGAACCGCCGACAACUCCAACUAUCACCGAACCAACGACAACUUUAACAACCACCGAACCGACGACAAUCUCAACUACAACAGUGCCGACGACAACUUUGGCUACAACAGUGCCGACGACAACUUUGGCUGCAACAGAGCCGGCGACAACUGUGGCUACAACAACACCUACCACGGCAUCUACCGGACCAACGAGUGCAUCAGAUUCUGAUGACAGUGGCAGUGCAUCCUUAGAUGUAAGUUUUUAUCAGAUGGCUUUAUGCGUCUGUGUAAGUAUAGCCUCGUCAAAAAGAACAAGCGUGAUACCUUCUGGUGUGUUUUCAUAGACAUUUGAAGAAGAAAAAGAAAAAGCCAACUGGAUGACGUACUGAAUUCUCAUUUCUUUUUUACAAAUAUAUGUGCCUGUUGACUAUGAUAUUUGACCCUGCAUUGUGUAUUAUUUUAUUUGUUUAUUUGGAAUCAACGUAAUUUAAGGAUGUUCGCAACACUGUUUUAAAAUAACAAGCUUUUUAAAAGACUACUGUAAAGGUGAUAAAUAAGCAGAAAAAAAUAGUUGUCAGUGUGUUGUUGUUUUUUAGAUAUAAGUCAUACGAGUGUUUGCCGAAUAUCAAUUACUCUAGAUUUUUCAUACAUUUAAAAUUGGAACAUUUUUUCUUCAAAAACAACUAUGAAAAACUACCAAGGAUUCCGUCUAUAGAUUGCCUUUUAUUUAACUUAAUGUAAUAAAAUUAGGAGAAAAAAAGUAGGGGUUAGUGAGUGAAUUGUUUUUUAAUUGAACUACAUGACAAAACAGAAGAUCCAAAUAUCUACUUAGUAUUCAAGAACGAGUGUAACGAAUAUCCUAAUAUCGGUAGAUAAUUUGAAGGCACCAAAACUAAAUUAUGUACACCCUGAAUUUUACAACGUGUGAAAUGGAUUAUUGGCUUAUUUCGAAAACUCUUUUAAUUUUUCAUGACUUUCAUUUAGAUACAAUACAGUCUUAUUAAAACCAGCUCAAUUAUCAAUUUCGUGUGAAUAAUUGAGGUCAGUUUUAAUCAGACAGAUUUAGAUGAUGAUUCUGAUUUUUUUGUGUAAUUAUUGAUACAUGUAUGUCUGCAAUAAGAGUUGGUCAGUAACAUUUAUAUGUGUGUGUGUGCGAUUUGUUUUAUAUUGAAUAUGUUUUAUCCUAUUCUGGAUAAACUUAGGACUAUCAUACGUUAUGUGUAUGUGCUAUUUUAGGAGCAGUUCUUUUUAAAGUUAUAACGUCAUUAAUCACAAAAAGGAAGCACGAACGGGAAGGACCAAGACGAAAUUUAAGACGAAAUAUGUAUCAUAAAAUAUUGAUAAUUUAUUAAAAUAUAUACUUGACUUCUU
Molecule: messenger RNA, 1460 nt
Organism: Mytilus trossulus (common blue mussel)
Lineage: Eukaryota; Metazoa; Mollusca; Bivalvia; Mytilida; Mytilidae
Product: integumentary mucin A.1-like
Exons: 3
Coding region: 83-433 (116 amino acids)
Source: RefSeq, a predicted model, not a curated record